ACGUCACGCUGCUCGCACGAGGAAGAGCAAGCAACAUGCGUGCACAUCUUGGGCUGAGCCUCCACCCUGUUGUUGUGGUUCUCCUCGCCCUCCUCCUCAUCACCACCACCCUCACCCUCACCCUCAACCACCGAGCUGGCGUUUCUGCUGCUGCUGCUGCUGCACCUUCCUCGGUCGCGGAUGAUGGCCCCGCAGUCGUGUUGGAGGAGGAUGCCGCGGGCGCGUUUCACAUCAACACGAGCGACCCGCUGCAGCACCCGGUGUACAUCAACGGCGUGGAUGUGUUGGCCGCAGCCCGUGCACAGCAACACGUGAUCAGGGAGCAGCAGAAUGCAGUCACAAGCUUGGCUGCGAAGAUGGAAGGCCGCAAGGCCAUGAUCCGUGCGCUGACUGCUCAAACCGAGCUGCUGAGCAAGCGCCUGUGUGCGGCAGGGGUGGUCCAACCGAGCAUCGACACAACCACCAUCACAGGCAUCAGCGUUCCUGGCCCAGACCCAAAUGGGUUGUCAAAAUGGAGUGGUGGGGUGCUGGCGCCCAAUGGUCUCAUCUACGCCAUGCCGAGUAAUGCAGAGUCUGUUCUCAUCAUCGACCCCAGCACCAACACUGCGGACUCGACCACCAUCCCCAGCGUCUUCCUCGACGACGACACCACGAUGAAGACAAAGUGGGUUGGCGGUGUUCUCGCAGACAACGGCCUCAUCUACGGCAUUCCAUACUCAGCGCUCUCCGUCCUGAUCAUCGACCCGAAAACCAACACGGUCGACGCAACAACCAUGGCCGGGUUGGCCCCCGAGAACGACAUGAAGUGGAGCAAUGGCGUGCUCGCGGACAACGGCCUCAUUUACAGUGUCCCCUACAGCUCCACGGCCGUGCUGAUCAUCGACCCGGCCACGAACACCACGGACACGUCCACCAUCGCUGGGUUCAGUAUCGCGUGCUGCAAGUGGUAUAUGGGCGUGCUUGCCAGCAACGGCCUCAUUUAUGCCGCACCACGCAAUGCAGACGCUGUGCUGAUUCUCAACCCAGCAACAAACACGUUUGACCUGACACGCAUCGCUGGUCUUGGCUCUGGCUCCGAUCGCUGGUACGACACCGUGCUUGGCUCCAACGGUCUCAUCUACGGCAUCCCUCUCCGCGCCGACGCCGUGCUCAUCAUCGACCCCGCCACAAACACCACGGACGUGACCACCAUGGCGGGCUUCGACCCCUCCGUCAGCAAGUGGAUCAGUGGCAUUCGCGCGUCCAACGGCCUUAUCUACGGCUUGCCCGUCAGCACAGGUGCCAUCCUCGUUAUCAACACGGCCACGAACACCAUGCACACCACGACCACCACCCUGCCUGUCACGGUGGACAGCUUGUUGCCGUGGGUUGGCGGCGUGUUUGUCAGCAACGUCAACGGCAGCAGCGGCCUCGUCUACGCCAUGCCGCACAGUGCGGACUCUGUUCUCAUCAUUGACUCAGGAUGUUGAGUGACUUUGGAGGUGGGGGGGGGAGUGGAUAGGUGGAGCGAAGGAGAUAUUCAUCACAUGGAUACAUG
Molecule: messenger RNA, 1537 nt
Organism: Salpingoeca rosetta
Lineage: Eukaryota; Choanoflagellata; Craspedida; Salpingoecidae
Exons: 1
Coding region: 36-1469 (477 amino acids)
Source: RefSeq, a predicted model, not a curated record